AGUUUAAAUUGCGCGGCACGUAUACAGCUGAGUUCCGAGCUCAGUCGAUUCAUGCUAUCAAAUCCAAGACAUCCAACUUCGAAACUGUCCUACUCGGCCCUACUCGAAGGCGAAUGGCGAAAUACAGGACAUUCGGAAAACAUGGCGGUUAUCACUUGAGGUCAUGGCGCUACGUCAAUUCUUAGCGAAUUUGUCAACUGUAAAUCAUAAGUUCGAUGUCACCGACUAGAAUAUUGCAAGAGGUUCACUAUUCUUGACAAUGAGGUUCAACAAGCAAGAAUUAACCACUUUGGCGACUCAGCCUUCCCAGAAGUUUGACAAAGAAGGAGUACUCUUUCUUCGAGAAAGGCAAGAGGGAUUUUUUCGGCGAUCUGAGACAGUUUUCGAGUGUUUCCUUUGUAGAAUGUCUGUUCAUGAGCCACCUGUAACUUCCUCCACUUCUCAACAGACCAGUACCUUCAUGUUAAAUAACAUGGUGGUGGCAGAAACCAUCUUGGUUGUUAGCCUGGAGAGAUGGUGUCGGUUGCGAGGCAACUUGCUGUUCUACUUCAAAUCUCGAGAGCAGUGGUCAGAGCCUCUGGGGGUCAUCAUUCUUGAGCAGUGUUCCAUCAAAGUGGACUCGCCUACAACAGAAGGUCCUUAUGGCUUCCACCUUGUUUUUGAAGGAGGACUUAGCCAACAUUUAGCAGCUUAUUCAGAAGGGGAGAGAGAUGCCUGGCUGCAGUCAAUUCAGCUUGCAAGUUACGAUUGCAUGAGGUCACAGCUCUUAGCACUGCAGCAAAGAAUGGAACUUCGUCGAGGUCAAGAUCCUGAUCUUGAUGUUCAUAUGUGGAGGAUACGAAGAGGACAUACUGUAGAUCCCUCUGAAUUGCCUCUAUGUGAAAUAUCUCUAGCCUGUGAUAAUUUGCUCUGUGAUGGCCACGGCCGCCCUCCAAAUCCAGUCUUGGUGGUACAUGUGUAUAUACCCAUGGAUGGUGUAUGGAUAAAGUAUGCAAAAACAGAAGUAGUAGAGAGAAGUAGUAAUCCAGGCUUCUUGAACACCGUCAGCUUUAGGGCUAGUGAUGGCCUAAGCAGUGAAACACGUGUACGGCUUACAGCCUAUGAUGUUCGAGAACAUGUGUCGCAGACAGCCACUCCAAUAGGCUCCUCUAUUGUGACACUUGGUGCUGUACAAGAGACAGAUCGUUUACGAAUUCCUCUACGAUCACCUUCAGGCACUACUGUUGGAUUUCUUUCUUUGACUGUUUGGAAUUUAGAACUUGAGGACAAGGGUGGUAGCACAGAAUCGACACCCUGUAGAAGCGCCCCUGAAAAUGACAUUGGAGCUGUGUUUUCACAUCGUCGUUCUCAGUCUCUUCCUCCUCGAUUGGGCAUAAAAUUGAAACUUCCUCACCAAGGUCAUUUACAUCAACUGUUCGCCAACCCUCAUGUACAGACUUACCGAUUCCAUUCAGGCCUUGGAGGAGACAUUUCUGUUCAUGAAGUUAUGGCAGAGAGCAGACUAUGCUUCCAGUUUCCCCAGCAGCUACUAGCACUAUGGAUUCAAGAAGAGAAGGAGUUACUUCAAGAAGUAGCAGGUAUGGGAGAGCUGAGAGAACCAUGGCACUCCCGUCAAGUAGAACUCUUGGAUAGACACCUUCAAUUACUACAUCUUUAUUCGCAGGCUCAAGAGCACCUGCAGGCCCACAGAGGUAGUUUUUUCAAACCAAGCUCUCGAAAACAUGACCGGACACUGGAAUUCGCUCCUGUUAAUCUUCAUUUACAACGUAUGUGGGUGCAGAAUGAUACAUUAAGGAAAAGUGGCUUUUAUGACAUUAUCACUGUGGGUGCUUUCACUGCUCAUUCGCACAAAUCAAAGAAUGGAGGCCUUAUUAAACUUUUACAACAAUUGAAGGAGUCACCUGGUAAGGACAAUUCAUCUUUGCAAGGUCCUACUAAGAUAUCCAUGGCUCAUGGUGCUAUUCAGGCGAUUAAACAAUUACGCCGUGAAGUGGUGGAUGGUAUGCGAGCCCUUAUGAAAUUAGCCAAAGAAAAACAAACAGCUGGGAUGCUUCCAAUAUGUGAGGAUAUGAUUUCCAAGACACGUAUCCUGUUAAGCUUGUGGGAUCCUGGUUUAGUGGAAGAAGCUUUGUCAUUUGUGGAGGAGCACAAAGUAGCUCAACCUGUUCCAGAGGAAACACUGGAUGGUGCAGAAGAAGGUUUGGGCAGCUUAGAACUGUGGCAGCAACAAACCUUAUCGCCAUAUCGACGAAUCACUCAACAGCUCAACUUUGAUUUGAAAUCUCCAGAUGUGGAUGACUUAGUAACACCAGAUAGUCCACGUUGCACUAGAAAUUUUUGGAAUCUUCCUACAAAUGGGACAGUAUCAAGGUUAAAGGGAACAGACUCAAAUGUAGAUGUUCAGAAAAGCUUGUCCCAGUCAGAAUCUUCGCAGAGAGAUGAUCAGUUUGUUAUAUUCCCUGAUGCAGAUGGUGAGUACAAAGAUGAAGAAAUAGAUUCUACGAAUGAAUUUAAUUCAAAACCUGCUUCUCACAAAACUGGGAAAAAUACAGAUGAAAUAGAGGUAGAUGAACAAACACCAAUUACGAAUGGACUUGAAACAGACCCAGGGCGUAAGUUCUUAGAUACUCAAGCUAUGUGUAGCUCACCAUCUGCUAAUUAUUACAAGCCAACUGAUGAACCUGAGCCAUGGGAUCUUACUCAACUGAACAUUGAAGCAAGUGUUAUGUGCCUUGUGAGCAAAGUGAAAUUUUUAUGUGGACGUUGUGGAAGUCCAGCUGUACGAUUAAGGUCUCAGCGAGGCAUGGGCAGAUCACGAAGUUUCCGCAGUGGCCUUGUAUGCCACCAGGUACCUACUGAAGAAACAAAUAGCCCUGAUGGAGUUGUAACAGUGCAACCUACCAGUUCAGUUUCAUCAAAAAAUAGUUCUCAGGUUGAAGAUAUGAAAAGUAUAGUUACAGAUGCAGAAAAGGAGGGCUUAGUGAAAACAAAUGAAGAUACCAUUGGGUUAAGUGCCACAAUGAGCAGUGAUGAUGUGUUGAAUAAGACUGUAGAUACUGUACAAAAAGCUGUUAACGGAGCAGUAGUGAGAAAUGGGGCUACUGUUCGAAAUAAAUUUACUGAAGGGCUCGAUUUUGCAUCCAUUGUUGACUGGACAUGCGAACUUCGCCCAAGUAUGCGAAAACUCCGUCAGGCAAUGGAUGGACUAUUGAAGACAGCUCGUCUAACUCACAGUGUUUUCAGAGUUCAAGAAGAUAGUAGGGCUGCUCAGAAAGCCUGUAAUGUUCGCUAUCGAAGGGAUGUGUGUUUCUCACAAGCGUUAACAUCACUGGUGACUGGAUUGAUGGCUAAACUUUGGUGUCAGAAACCUGAUCCAACAUUUCUUAUGGUUUUGACUACUUUGGGACCCCUUGUCUCCUUCGAAGGAUUGUUGAGUUAUUAUGGCGAUGAAAUUGAUAUGUGGGGUGAUAUGGCAGUAGCUGUUGAAGAUCUUGUGACUGUGACUUUCAUACUUUCUCGCUGUGCGGCAAAUGCUUCCAGCAGCAACAGUAGUGAUGCAAAUACAAUUAAUAAUAACAGAUGUGGCAGUGGGGUCCAGUCUCAGCAACAACCAAUGCCUCGAGUGGUUGGCUCACGAACAGCAUUGACUGUGUACCUUCCUGUCCCUGAUAAUGUCCAUUCGUUACUACCUCUUACAUCUCCCUCCACACCAGCAGUGUCCUUUAAUGUUACUCCAGUGUUCUUUAAUGUGGGCAUUAAUGAAAUGGCUACCCUUGCGGAAAGUCUGGGCCCUUCAUGUGCUCCAUUACAGCCAUCAUUAGCUGAUUUAAUGGAAAACUUAAGGGUAGUAGUUCAUACCAAGCAGAGCAAGAAUGUUGAUGUACUUCAUGUGUCUUCUCGGAUAUGCCGCAGAAUGAAAGGUUUGCGGUUCACAAGUUGUAAAAGUGCAAAAGACAGGACUGGUAUGUCUGUAACACUAGAACAAUGUCAGAUACUUAUGUCUGAGUAUGAUUUGGCUGAGCAUGAAUUUCAACGUGCGCUUGACUGCAUGAGAAGGGAAAUAUACUCCAUUUUGCAGUUGAGCAAAAUGUUAACUUCGUGCUUGGCUGCGUCAUUUACUAGUUUACUUCAAUUAUUGUAAAAAUACUUUUUAUGAUGCUAUACAAAUUUUAACCUGAAGCUAAAAUGCAGUGUACAGUGGAGUCCCUUCUUAACAUUUUGAUAAGCAAUUUAUUGCAUAAAUAAUUUGACAUCAGAGUGAAUUGAAAGGUUUCUAAUGUUAAAUUACAAAACAUGAAUGUUGUAUUCUUAAUAUGAAUGAAUAUUAAUAACCUUAGUUUUGACUGCAUGACUGAGUAUGUAUUUAUUGUAGUGUUUAGUAAGGAUUACUUAGUUAAAAAUUUCUUGGUUGUGCAAACUUCCUUUAGUGCAUUAACAUGCAAGUAAAGACCAGUAGAAAAUCAUGUAAUCUAUCAAACUUAUUUACUAUUAUUGCCAUGAAGUAAUUUGUCCAAUUGGAGUUUAUAACAUUAAUUCGACUUUGCCAGAUCGUCAUUCCUCAGUGAGCAUCAUAUAUUUCAUUGUACUUAAAAAUAAUUCCCAAUCAUAAUGUUCCCCUGGACAGACAAUCGUUAUUGACACCAACUCAAAAAUUUUCAAAUUCCGUAUGUGCCACUCUUCAGAUAAUCAUGCAAAAGUCUGAUUAUGUGUGUAUUGGAUGAAAACGAAUAGAAAUGUAUGUUGUAUAGGAAUGUAUAUGCAAAUGCAUCAGUGUCUUGACUUUUGGUUUCUGGAGAGUCUGUUCUGAGAAACCUGUGUGAUUGUGUGUACAGGAUGUAAAAAAAUUCAUAUGACAAACUUCUAAGGAUUUGUGGAAUCCGUAAAAGUCUUUAAGGGUUACUUGUGACAGGAAAUGUACUGUUACGACGCACCCUUAGAGUUUCCAUAAAUUAAAAAGAUUGUGGUAUGCCUGUAUAAUAUAAUAACCCCAUAUUUUUUCAGUGAGGUAUUUAAAAAAUGUUUUGCCUUGUUUAGGCAGUAUUUCUUAAUGCUCCGAAUACUGUCAUUUGAGAUCCAAGAAGUAUGUAGACACAUCAUUAUGUAAUUUUGUUGACUGACUAUGAAUAUUACUGAAAUUGAAGGAUUCUGCAAUGGGAUUUUACUAGGCUAUCCUCUGAGUGGAAGGAAUAACUUAAAGCAUCAAUAUAAAAUAUUGAGACUAAAACUUUCAGAAGUUUGUUAUAUGUAUGCAUUUGUGCUCUAUAAUAUAACCUUUCAAUUGUCAAAUGACAACACUACCUGUAUUACAUGUAUUAAAGUGGCUGUAAGAAUAGCAAAGUUAAAAUUUUCUUGCUCCCUGCCUAUGUAUCGACCAUACAGCUACAAUUUUGCACUUUUAUUUUGCAUUUUGUACUGAUCUAAGGGUAGGCAGGGAAAUUUUUUAACUGUAUUGUUUUAACGGUUACUAUAGUGUGUAUGUCUGUGUGCUUAUAUAUGUGUACUUCUUUUAAAUAAUAUAUUUUCUCGCAAUGUGAACUUUGCAUAUGGGGUAAUCCAAACUAUGCUGUUUCUUCUAGUCAAAAUUUUACCUUGAGCAACUCUGGUCAUUUAAUUAUUUACUAUUCAAUGGGUCUGUUUCUUAAAUUGUGUGCUUAUGCUCUGUAUGAACAUAAUGUUAAAAACGCUCAUCUGAAAAUGUGAAUUAUCUUUAUAAGCUUGUUAAUAUUUUACAUGCUUGAAAAGGCAAUUUCAAAUCUGUCUUCAAAGAAGUUCAGUUUGAACAAAAAAUCUUAUGGACUAUGUGCUUUACUCUGAGGAUGAAUUAAAUGUUCUUUGGGGAACAAUAUUGAUAAUAAUGGUACAAAUAUCUCACUGAAUAGAAUACACAUAAUGGUGAACGAAUUCUAAUGUGAAAAUCAGCUGUGUAUGUGAUGUUUAUUAAUUGUUCUUUGUAAUGGGGCAAUGCUUUUAGUUGGUAACCAUGUUCUUCCUUUGGUACACUUAUAUUUGAUAUCAUUCAUUCGCAAUAGAAAAUCAAAAUUACUGUUGGAAGAGUAGCAUUGUAUUCUUUGCAGUGUUAAAGUGUGUUUUAAUGAAAAUCACAUAAUGUUAUUAAGUACAGUAGGUAAUUAAGCAUUUUGUUGUUGUUGUUGUUUUUUUACGGUGUCUUUACAAGUAUGAGCUACAGUGUUCAUUUCAUAGUCCUGAUGAAUAGAUCUGUUUGCAUUACAGAUAUUAGGGAAUUUUGUGAACACUGACAUAUUACAUUAUAAGGUGAAGUAACAUUUCUCUUUAUCUAUAUGCUCGAGACCAGAAAGUAAAUUACAAAUAUAGUCUGAAAUUUAGUCUCAGAAAUGGAGGAAAACUUUCAUUUGGUGGGACACAGUUUUCUUUUAUUGAAUUUUGAACUGGAAUCAUGUACUUGGCGAAGAGUAACAAAGAAUGUUAAUUUGAGAUUCCACUGUAAUUCAGGGAAGUAAAUACCAAUUUUUAAGCAGUUUAUCAAGAAUUGUUGAUGUUAAUAUAUAUUCACAAAUCAUUGUCAGUGUUGCUUUUUUGCAUGUACAAAACUAUAUUUUAAAGCAAAAUGCCUGGGUUUCAGAGAAGCUUUUGAUAUUUGAUAUAUCGACGAUAGAUUCCAAACAAAAUACAUUUUCUCUUAUUUAAUUUUAUUUAGUAGGUCUUACUCGCUAUAUUAAUUGUGCAGAAUAUAAAAAAGAAUCCUAUUUGAUAUUGAAGUUCAAUCAAAUGGGUAUUAUUUUAUUAUUAGGUAUUGUGGAGUAUUAUCUUACUUGAUGGUGAGCAUAGGUGUCGUUACUUAACAAAAUUUACUGCACAACAUUUUAUCUAAUCUAUUUGCAUAUUUAAGGAAUCUUCCUAAAUUUAAACCUCUUACUAAAUUUGAACUUCAUGUUUAUCAGUCAUGGUCAAAUAUUGAAUAUUUACCCAGGAAUUAGUUUCCUUAAAGUGCAAAUUUAUUUUAUUUUUCACAGUCAAUGCAAUUGAUUGUAUUAAUAUUUUUGUGAUGCUUUUGAGACCCAGGUUUUUUGUAUUGUUGAUAUUUUUAUAUAAUUGUUAUUAUUUUAUUACACAUUAUCAUUUAUUGCACAUUGAUUACAAAUCUUGUCUUGUUCUUUAAUAUAUUAACUUUUUUGUGCCUAUUUAUAGAAUUGGGAACAAUUUACAUGAUUUUUGUAUAUAGGCCUGUACAUAGAAUACUGUUAUAUCACACAGUUAUGUGACAAAUGAUUUGUAUUUUAUAAUUUUCUGUGUAUAUAAAAAAUGUUGAAGAAUGUUGCCCAAAUGAAGUCAAUGAGUUUUGAAACGUCUCUGCAUGUUGUGUUGAUAUGUAUCAAUAGUGUAAUUGAAAGCACAAGUAUGGAAAUGGCCUAAGCCUGACUUGAAUGGAAAAAAAAAAAAAAAAAAUGUGUUUGUUGAUUGAGAUAAAAUACCUUGGUGCUAAAAAAUGUGUACCCUACCACUGGAAGUUAACACAUUCU
Messenger RNA from Gryllus bimaculatus (two-spotted cricket), 7499 nucleotides. Lineage: Eukaryota; Metazoa; Arthropoda; Insecta; Orthoptera; Gryllidae. The record is from the annotation of a GenBank genome assembly.